This is a messenger RNA of Drosophila ficusphila, 976 nucleotides long. RefSeq lists its product as uncharacterized. The transcript has 4 exons. The record is from RefSeq and is a predicted model, not a curated record. Lineage: Eukaryota; Metazoa; Arthropoda; Insecta; Diptera; Drosophilidae. The coding region runs from base 341 to 976 and encodes 211 amino acids.
UCAUGAAGCUGCUCUUUAUUUUCACCUUUGCCUUAAUUUACUUUCUGGAAGCAGAAGGCACAUCAAAGUGUCCCUCUGAGCAAUCCUGUGGGUAUGUAAGCGAAUCAAGAGCGGUUUGUAUUUUGGAUGAAGACACAAAUUGUAUAAGAAAAUAUAAAUCAGCCUGUCACUUGGCGAUUGCCAGCUGUCUUAAUCGACAAUUACAAUUCAGCGACUACAGCAGCGAGUAUUGCGCAAUGGAAGGUUGGCUGUGCGAAGAGCCUCCCUACGAACGCUGGACGCUCUUUUUUGGCCAAGAAGAGGCCGAUUGCGAGAAGACCGUGGAGAUCGCCGACGACAAAUGUGUAAAUUAUUAGGUGGCAUUUCAAUAAAUAAUCAAUCAGCGGGCAACGAGCCGUUCACGUGCGAGACGACGAUGAAUACGUCAAAGACCGGUAGGAGGCAACCGAGUGCCGCCAGUGUUUUUUCCCACUCAAUGAGACAGAACGACGCCUCGAGCCUUUUAUACGAUAUUUUCAGCUUUUUUUACACUUUUUUUGCGCUUUUUGUGUUAUUUUUGUGUCUUCGUCGGGUGCUUUGCAUAAUCUCCCGCGGCGGCGCCACAGCCUAUUGGCCUCCUGCUCCAUCGCCAAUCAGCGGAGAGCUCCAGUCCGGCUCCAUGUGGAUAUAUAAAAAGUGGACCCAUCGCAGAUUCGGUUGUCAGUUAAAGUCCAUCAAUCGAAUCAAUUCCAGCAAUACCAUGAGCAGCGCGCCGCUUAAGUUUUAUCUGAUAAGUCUGCUCGUUAUCUGCGCGAUCGGUUGGAGUGCUGGGAUGCCGAGACGGAGACUUACUCGAUGGGAACUCGAAGAACGCUAUAAAAAAAUGCCGCCGGUUCCCGAUGAACGAUAUGGCGAUGCCGAACUGGAUUAUGCUUUCAAACAAAUUACAUGGCCCAAACGACCACCGAAGCUAAAAAUUAGAUUGUGUUCUAUUUAG